UUACUGCGGCCUGGGCUCCUCACCGCCGCAGUACGCAAGCGCACAACAUCUCCGUUUCCCUGCCCAGUUCCUGAACCCCACUACCUCUCCUUUCCCCUUCAAGAAGCCGGCGCCUGGACGCACUCCUCCCAGGAGGAGGCCACAGGCCACAUUUGGUAGGCGCGCUGUCUGCUUUCGGAUUAUCAUGUACCAGCCCAGCAGGGGGGCAGCCAGGCGUCUCGGCCCCUGCCUCCGCGCAUACCAGGUUCGCCCCCAGGUGGGAAAGGUGGCCACACCCCCAGUGGAGACGGCGCCUCGGGGACAGAGCCCAUGCAGCCCACUCGUCUUCCGGAGUGACCCCUCCAGUUCCUGGAGGAGCGAAGGAACUCAGGACCAGCUUUCUCCAUGGGCUCUGCCAUUCCCACCCCUGUGGCCCCACUCCAUGACUUCCACUUCUCCACAUUCUCUUCUCUGGUUGCCCCCAAUCCCACGCCCUCCCACUUGGCUGCUUCCCUGGGCUCCCCCACUACCUCUCCUUCAGACCCAGGCCCUCAGCUCACCAUGGGUCAUUCUCCCUCCACCAAAGGGGGAGGAGGGACCAGGACCUGAGUUGCAUAGUGGCUGCCUGGAUGGACUUAGGAGCCUAUUUGAGGGACCUUCCUGCCCCUAUCCUGGGGCUUUGAUAUCUUUCCAAGCCCCCGUGACUGCCCGCCCUUCCCCUGCCACUCCAUCUGGAGAUCCGAGUAUGGAGGAGCACCUGGCUGUCAUGUAUGAAAGACUGAGACGAGAGCUUCCCAAUUUCUUCCUUCACUCCCAUGACUACACUCUCUACUCAUCGGAUGUUGAAUUCAUCAAUGAGAUCCUGAACAUACGUACCAAGGGUCGCACAUGGUAUAUUCUGUCACUAACCCUCUGCCGCUUCCUGGCCUGGAACUAUUUUGCACAACUUCGGUUGGAGGUUCUACAGUUGACCCGCCACCCCGAGAACUGGACCCUGCAAGCCCGUUGGAGGCUUAUGGGGCUACCCAUCCACAUGCUCUUUUUGCGUUUCUACAAGCGUGACAAAGAAGAGCUUUACCGGACCUAUGAUGCCUACUCCACUUUCUACCUGAAUUCUGACGGCCUCAUUUGUCGCCAUCACCUAGACAAACUGAUGCCUUCACACACACCCUCAACACCUGUGAAGAAGCUGCUUGUGGGAGCCUUGGUGACUCUGGGGCUGUCAGAGCCAGAACCCAGCUUACGCCUGUGUCCCAAAGCCUGAUCCAGGAACAGGUGUGGGCAGCACUGAAAACUGCUAUGCACAUGAGGUGGAGGUGGAACACCUAGCUUCUUCCCCUCUUCCCUCUCUCCUUCCUUCUUAUGCUGUGUAAAGCUGUUGUGUAAUUUAAUUUGUAAAUAAUAAAGUCUAAGUGAAAAUAUGA
Molecule: messenger RNA, 1403 nt
Organism: Artibeus jamaicensis (Jamaican fruit-eating bat)
Lineage: Eukaryota; Metazoa; Chordata; Mammalia; Chiroptera; Phyllostomidae
Gene: CUNH6orf136
Product: chromosome unknown C6orf136 homolog
Exons: 7
Coding region: 185-1243 (352 amino acids)
Source: RefSeq, a predicted model, not a curated record